Dendrobium catenatum is the source of this 982-nucleotide messenger RNA. Its product is annotated as vesicle-associated membrane protein 714. The coding region runs from base 116 to 778 and encodes 220 amino acids. Gene Ontology annotation, cellular component: membrane. Gene Ontology annotation, biological process: vesicle-mediated transport. The transcript is spliced from 5 exons. The record is from RefSeq and is a predicted model, not a curated record. Lineage: Eukaryota; Viridiplantae; Streptophyta; Magnoliopsida; Asparagales; Orchidaceae.
GGGAAUGCUGCCGGGGUUUCUCGCAUCGCCGAUCCUCUACUCGGGUCAGCAGUUCAAUAAACAUUUUGCGAAUCGACUAAAUCGGUUAGAGAGGGCGAAGUUAUAGGUGUCGGCCAUGGCGAUCCUGUACGCCGUGGUGGCGAGGGGCACUGUGGUCCUGGCGGAAUUCGCAGCUGUGACUGGGAACACGGGUGCGAUUGCGCGGAGGAUCUUGGAGAGGUUGCCGCCGGAGUCUGAUUCUAGAUUAUGCUUUUCCCAGGACCGCUAUAUCUUUCACGUUCUGAAGGCCGAUGGUCUUAUUUUCUUGUGCAUGGCCAAUGAUACCUUCGGAAGGCGAAUUCCUUUUGCCUACUUAGAAGACAUUCACAUGAGAUUCAUGAAAAAUUAUGGCAGAAUUGCUCAUUCUGCUCUGGCAUAUGCAAUGAACGAUGAAUUUGCAAGAGUUCUACAUCACCAAAUGGAGUACUUCUCUAGCAAUCAAACUGCAGAUACGCUUAACCGGCUACGAGGUGAAGUCAGUGAGAUACAUACUGUCAUGGUGGAUAACAUAGAAAAGAUAAUGGAUAGAGGUGACCGCAUUGCACUUCUAGUUGAUAAAACAGCAACAAUGCAAGAUAGCGCGUUUCAUUUCAAGAAGCAAUCUAGGCGCCUUCGUCAAGCCCUGUGGAUGAAAAAUGCCAAACUUCUGGCUUUGUUAACGUUAGUGAUAGUUUUGUUGCUGUAUAUUAUCAUCGCUGCUUGUUGCGGAGGCAUCACUCUUCCAUCUUGCAGAUCUUAGAAAUCUCUCGGGACUUUAUUAAAUUUAUCUCUACCGCACGGGAGUUCUUCAGUACUACGAAAAGCAUGGGCUGAACCUGUAAUAUCAGAGCUCAAAAUUUGAGAGCUUUCUUGUAUAGUUUCUGUAAACUGUUCCUUCAUUAGCUUUCUCCUGCUUGUGAGAUUAUUUACAAAAUUUGUUUAACUAAUGAUUGCUAUUUUUUGU